This is a messenger RNA of Thecamonas trahens ATCC 50062, 1524 nucleotides long. Its product is annotated as methyltransferase type 12. The transcript has a single exon. Lineage: Eukaryota; Apusomonadida; Apusomonadidae. Gene Ontology annotation, molecular function: methyltransferase activity; structural constituent of ribosome. Gene Ontology annotation, cellular component: mitochondrial small ribosomal subunit. The record is from RefSeq and is a predicted model, not a curated record. Gene Ontology annotation, biological process: translation. The coding region runs from base 1 to 1131 and encodes 376 amino acids.
AUGCUGCGGCGACAGAUGAUUGUGGCCCGGGCAUGGACUGGACGGGUCAUGGCGAGUACCGUCCCGGCACCAGGUGGACGGAGGACGGCGUUGGCGGACGGACAGCGGAAGGUGCCCAGGGGACUGGCUCGGGCCAUCGCCAAGAGGGUCAAGUCGGUGGCAGCAGGACAUCUGAAGGAAGCUGGUGCCAAGGCAUACGCGGCAUCGGGGGCUCCGAGCUACAAUUCGGCACUGGCGGCUACAGCUUUCAUGGCACAUCGCUCGCCUGCGGUGUAUGCUGCCACCGAGCGCGUGCUGGAUGAGAUGGUGACCAAGCUGCCGUCGGACAUCCUCGCCGACGUCCGGUCGUCGAUUGACUUUGGCGCCGGUUCAUGCGCCUCGACCUGGGCCCUCAACCAGGUCCUUCCGCAGGCCAUGGACGAGGGACUGGUGGUGGUAGAACCCUCGCCGCACAUGAUGGACGCCGGUCUCGCCACUCUGCCCGACGAUGCCGCUCUGCACAGCCGGAUCUCGGCCAGGGUCACCCUCCCGUCCACCCCGGCCGACCUUGUGCUCGCGUCUUACGUGCUCUGCGAUCUUCCGUCGGACAACCUACUUGCGCCUACUAUUGACCAACUGUGGGCUGCAGCUGGCAAGGUGCUUGUGGUGGUCGAGCCCGGCACGCCGCAAGGCUACGCCAGAAUCAUGGCCGUCCGCGACACCGUCAUCGCCUCCGGCUCCGGCUCGGUGGUUGCGCCUUGCCCACACUCGGGCGCCUGUCCGCUUGCAAGCGAGCGCGACGAUCGCUAUGCCAAGUCGUGGUGCCACUUUGCGCUCGCCUACGAACGCACGCCGAUCCAGCGCGCACUCAAGUCAUCGGCAACCUCGUUCUCGCGUGAAAAGUUCUCGUACCUCAUUGCUGCAAAGACCGGGGCCGAGAUUGAUGCCACGAUGGUCGCCGACACGACGGCCUCUACCUCUUGGUCCAAGAUUAUCUCGCCUCCGCUCAAGCGCGGCAAGCACGUCAUUAUGGAUACCUGCGCGCCCACCGGCGACAUUGCUCGCCUCACGGUCACCAAGGGCAAGUCCGGCCGGCCGGCCUACCGCCACGCCCGCAAAGCUCGAUGGGGCGACGACUGGCUCGAGUCUUGAUGAGACGGCUAGUGUGAGGCUUUAUGUGGAUGCACCUGGCUCGUUUGCGCUCCAGACCAGUGCGAGCAUCGACUGCCACACCCUCGCACCUACCUCCGGGCUGGCCUCGCCGUCGCCCUCGACCAGCUCGAUGACCGAGUCGAGAGCGAACUUGAGGUGGGCGUAUGUUUUCUUGCGGCCGAGCUCGCGAAAGUCCUUGAGCUCGCGGGCCAGAUCUGGCUCGGCGGCGUUUCGGGUCCGCAAGACUGUCCAGAGACCAAAGCCGCGCGAGAGCGCCGUGAACCAUGCCGCCGGCGCCUUGUCACUCCGCCGCAGGCCGACCUUUUUGGCCAUCCGCGCAAAGAGGCCCUGCUUGACCCGGGUUGCAUCGGCGAGCGCGCUCCCGAUGGCCGC